AUGCCAAAGAAACUCGUAUCGGCCAUCAACGAUCAUAUGAUUCAUACCACCGCCGUCGUCGUGCUGGAGCAGAACCACGACCUCGGCGGCCAGUGGCUCUACCAAGACGCUGGCUCCGGCGCUGCCACAGUCCACAGCAGCGUCUACGCCUCCUUGCGCCUCAACACGCCGAGAAUUUACACAGAGUUCAGCGACUUCAUGUUCACUCCCGUCGAAGGAAGAGACACCAGGAACUUCCCCGGCCACCGCGAGUUCUUCCUCUACCUCAAAGACUUCGCCCGGUGUUUCGGGUUGAACGAACUCAUCAGGUUCAACUCAGAAGUAGUCCACGUCGGCAUGGCGGCAGCAACUGGCAAAUGGAUUGUGAGAUCAAGGGACAGGAGAACUGAUGACGGUGAGUUCAUGGAAGAGAUCUUUGAUGCGGUCGUCGUCGCCACCGGCCAUUUCUCUCUACCCAGGCUCCCAAAAAUCAAGGGAAUGGAGGAGUGGAAGAGGAAGCAACUUCACAGCCAUGUCUACAGAGUCCCAGAGCCAUUCCAAGAUGAGGUGGUAGUGGUCGUUGGUGGCUCAAUCAGUGGACCAGAGAUUGCUCUGGAGCUUCUUUAUGUUGCCAAAGAAGUCCAUAUAAGUACUAAACACGUCGAAAUCCCUCAUAAAUUAGUGAAGCCUGUGUCCAAAUAUGCACAUCUGCUCUGGCACCAAGAGGUAAUUGUUGAAGUUCUGUUGAUAUUAUUGUCUUCGAUCCAUAGCAUGAAGACAAUGAUAUUUAGUAAAAGAUUAUCAGACCAAAUUGAGUGA
This is a messenger RNA of Zingiber officinale, 798 nucleotides long. Its product is annotated as flavin-containing monooxygenase FMO GS-OX-like 9. The record is from RefSeq and is a predicted model, not a curated record. The transcript has 3 exons. Gene Ontology annotation, molecular function: NADP binding; N,N-dimethylaniline monooxygenase activity; flavin adenine dinucleotide binding. The coding region runs from base 1 to 798 and encodes 265 amino acids. NCBI's taxonomy places the organism in Eukaryota, Viridiplantae, Streptophyta, Magnoliopsida, Zingiberales, Zingiberaceae.